Molecule: messenger RNA, 938 nt
Organism: Cicer arietinum (chickpea)
Lineage: Eukaryota; Viridiplantae; Streptophyta; Magnoliopsida; Fabales; Fabaceae
Product: protein PLANT CADMIUM RESISTANCE 7-like
Source: RefSeq, a predicted model, not a curated record
GACUGAAAAUGGUUUUUCCUAGUAGUUACAAAUUACAUUAAUGUGGAAUACCCUUCUCCAAUUUAUAUAUAUACUAAGAUAAUAAAAGUUUGUGUUGGUUAAAGAGCAUUAAUUAAUUCCACAAUUAACAUGUAUCCUACUGUAAAUGAAUCAGAUCCAUAUGCAGGUCAAAGCCAUCCUCCUCCUCCUCCUCCUCCUCAAGGCUAUGUCUUACAAGGAAUGAUGCCAAGUUAUUAUGGCAUACCACAACCACAACCACAACCUUAUGCUCCUCCAUAUAUCACAACCAAUUCAAGGGCCGCCCCAAGGGCACAUCACUGGUCGACCGGUCUUUGCCGUUGUCUUGAUGAUCCUGGAAUCUGUUUGGUCACUUGCUUCUGCCCUUGUAUUACUUUUGGACUAAUAGCAGAGAUAGUAGAUAAAGGCAAUUCAACUUGCACUUGUGAUGGAACAAUUUAUGGGAGUCUAUUGGCUAUGACAGGACUUGCAUGUUUAUAUUCAUGUUAUUAUCGGUCCAAAUUGAGGGCACAAUAUGAUUUGCCAGAGGCACCUUGUAUGGAUUGUUUAGUUCAUUUCUGUUGUGAAACUUGUGCUCUAUGUCAGGAAUAUAGAGAGCUCAAAAACCGUGGAUUUGACUUGAGUAUAGGGUGGGAAGCAAACAUGGAAAGACAGAGGCAAGCCGUUACAGUAGCACCACCUAUAAUUUCACCAGCUAUGACAAGAUGAAAAGUGAAAUUCAAAUUUAGGAGCCCUUUUUACUAGCCAUGGGAACUAUUGUUGUUUCAAUUUUUAUAUUCUGUUUGCUGCUUGGUUUGAGUGAUUUUUGUAUUUUUAAGGAAUGGAAAUAUUUGUCUGAUAUCAUCAGCAUUAUAUCAAGCUUUGUCAGUUUAUCAGCGAUCUACUCGAGUUCCAAUUAGCCUCAUGUUUUUGCCUUAUCA